UCUCAGGCCGGCAGGGGGCGCGGUACUAGUCGACACGGCGGCUGCGCCGGGCUCCGGGAAGCGGGCGGAGGGAGGCGGUCGUAGCAGCACCGCUGAGCGAUGGCCGGGGAGGAUGGAGCCGCCCCGGAGGCUGCGCAGCCCCCCGCGGACUCGGGCCCUGCCGGCGGCGGCGGCGGCGGCUACGACGCCAAGUGCGUCUUCUGCAGGAUCGGCCGCCGGGAGGAGCCGGGCACCGCGCUGCUGCCCUGCGAGUCUGAAGGUCUAGUCUGUUUUAGAGAUAUCAGACCUGGGGCCCCACACCAUUAUCUAGUAGUGCCGAUAGAGCAUAUGGGAAACUGCAAGACUCUAAAGAAAGAGCACAUUCCACUAGUGGAGAAAAUGAUGGAAGCUGGAAAGAACAUCCUUCAGCGAAAUAAUUUUACUGACUUGAAUGAUAUAAGGAUGGGAUUCCACUGGCCUCCAUUCUGCUCAAUAUCCCACUUACAUCUUCAUGUCCUGGCCCCAGCCAGUCAUCUGGGAUUCUUGUCCAGGAUGAUAUACAGAACCAAUUCCUAUUGGUUUAUCACAGCUGAACAGCUGAUUGAACGACUGCAGACUGAAAAUACUGCCAGUUGAAAGCACCUUACCUAGUCUUGGAUCACAAAUCAAUUUAGAUUUUGUUCUUUGAACUCUGAUUAAGAUUAUAUAGUUUGGUGUAACUAUUUGUGAAGUUUUAAAAAAAGGAAAAGAUUGAGUUGAUUGCCUGUUCCUUCAGAGCAAGAACUUUUUUGAUUGUCUACCUAAUGCUCAGUGUAUGUGUACUCAAGUUUACUGAUAAUAGAUGCAAAAUAUUUGAAUGGAAAAUAGAGUAAUAUAUAAAACACUAGUUCUAGUAAAAUACAUUCAAACCAUUACUGUUUAUAAUGUAUUAAAACUAGGCAAAUUUUCAACAGUAACCGUUAAUAGCAUGUACACUGUACCAAGUUGAAUGCUUAAAAGUGGAAUCUAGCUUUUUAUAUUAACAAAAAAAAAAAUGGGGAAUGAAAUAGUGUUUAAAACGAACAGGUUUCCUUUAGUACUUGCAUGAGUCAUGCUGGUGAUGUCUAGUUCUUAGUAGGUACAGUGCUAAAGAUAGAUACUACUGUUUUUUGGUGCUAAACCAUUUUAAUAUAUUGCUAUCUUGCAUGAUGAUGGUCUGUAGCAAGUGCUAAACAUAACAUAUUGUGCCCAGAAUAUGAUAAUGCUUUAGAACAUAGAAUUUAGUUUAAAUUGAUUGAUUGUUACUUGUCUUGAAUAUUCUCUAAAUACAAGAUUUUUAAAACAUACAGUUAAAUUAAAGCGUUUGGAUGGAUUGAAUUAACACACUUGCCUCUGGGCAUCAAAUUUAACCUAGAACCUAGAUUAAGGACUUGUCUACACAGUGCGUUAGUCAGCACUAGAAGACCGGGGUGUAAAUUCUAGUGUGCAUUACUCUGUUGCAUAUAACUGGCCUGUGUGGAUCCUGCUGGCACGCACUAAAAGAUCGUGUGUGUGAAUGUAGUCCUGUUUCACAGUACUACAUUAACACACACUAGGGAAUUUUUAGUGCAUGCCAGUGAGGUCUACGUGGGUAUUUAGUGUGCACUAAAAGUUUACAUCCUUCUUGUGCAGACGAACACACUGGGUAGACAAGCCCUAACAUGUGGUUCUACUAAAUGUCACUUUGAUUUACUUAUGCUAUGGCUAAAUUUGACUCCUAAAUAUUUAGAGGUCACAAGAUAAAUUGUUCACUGAUGGUGGGUUUUGUUGUUUUUGAGCUCACCACACACAACUACUAUAUAACCUGAUAGGUCUUGGCAUAUCUGGGACUCAGGCAAAGCCCAAAACUGGAGUAUUCAUGUGAUGUGGUGUUAAGAGUUGCAUGAGGAGGUGUUCAGAGUGUCUAUCUGCACUACAUAUGGCUCUAGUCAGUGCUGUCGCUCCCUCAUUUUUAUGAGCACCAAAUUAAUUCAGAUCAUUUGAAAAGAAGAUAAAAUUUCAGGGCAAUAAUUUUAUCCCUUGGUUUUUUAUUUAUUUGUUUUUUGUUUUCCACCAACCAUUUUGCAUUUACCUAAUUGAAACCAGUGCCCUUAGCAUCUACAUGUUAACAGCCAGGGUGGUGGUUAUCCACUGCACCUGUAGGCUUCUCUGAGAAGUCUUAAAGUGCUUUCCACGGAUCCUGUUGCCUUAGUGAUGCAGUGUUUUGUAAUGUUUAUUUGUGUAUAUAGUACUUGAAGUGUUAAGAAUAUGCUGACCAAAGAACAAGAUUCCCUGCCAUAAAGAGCUUACUUCUGUCUUUUCUCUGAGACAUUGCACUUACACUGUGUCUGCAGUUGGAGCUGAGGGUGUGGUUCCUGGACAUACCUGUGCUAGCUUUGCUAAAAAUAGCAAUGGAAUUUACGGUGGCAGGGGCAGGUGUGAGCUGUGGCAUGGGCUAGCUGCCUUGAAUAUAUCCCACCCAAACCCGGUGGGUACCUACUCAAGGCAGCUAGCCCAUGCUGCCACUUGCUGCUGCCUGUGUGACUCUGGCUAUACUGCUAUUUUUAGCAUGCUAGAUUGAUCAAAGCUAGCACUGGUACAUCUAUGGGAGCUGGGAAACACAUCUCCAGCUCUAAAUAUAGAUGGAGUGUUAGUGUCUUGAUCCUCUUGUUAAGGGGGAUUGGCAUGUAACUUACAAUACUUUGGAGUCUGGUUUAGUUCAGAUUGGUGCUAGGAAGACUUUGACUCAUUCCUUGCAAUAAUUAGGGAAUCAACUCACACACAUCGUAACUUGAUUAAAAUAUUAGGAUACCAAUAUAUUAACAUCUUUUUUAAAACAGUGAUAAAGUACUGCUCAUGAAUAUUGUGGUAGUGAAUUAAUUUAUGUAACUAUACUUAACUGUGAUCUGCAUCAUUACAAGCUACUUUUAUGAGCCAGUUCUAAAAUAUUAUGGAAAAGCUUAAUAAAAACCAGAAAUAGUAAAUGUUAA
Molecule: messenger RNA, 2966 nt
Organism: Caretta caretta (loggerhead turtle)
Lineage: Eukaryota; Metazoa; Chordata; Testudines; Cheloniidae
Source: RefSeq, a predicted model, not a curated record